Messenger RNA from Drosophila eugracilis, 13344 nucleotides. It is a transcript of the gene puf, whose product is annotated as ubiquitin carboxyl-terminal hydrolase puf. The transcript has 20 exons. NCBI's taxonomy places the organism in Eukaryota, Metazoa, Arthropoda, Insecta, Diptera, Drosophilidae. The coding region runs from base 374 to 12106 and encodes 3910 amino acids. The record is from RefSeq and is a predicted model, not a curated record. Gene Ontology annotation, cellular component: nucleus; cytosol. Gene Ontology annotation, molecular function: cysteine-type deubiquitinase activity; cysteine-type endopeptidase activity. Gene Ontology annotation, biological process: protein deubiquitination.
GAUAGUCGGCAAAAUUUCGGGCACACAGCCUGACAACUGACUCUGGCUCUUGCUUCGAUUGUAAUUGUAUAUAUAUACAUAUAUAUCCCUACCAUAUAUAUAUGUCUGAGUGUAGAAUUAUCAUUUUUUUGUUGCCGAAAAACAGUGUUCCGUGUUGAGAGGCGAGGGCGCCAUCCUAAAUGGCAUUGCACGACCGCCGGGAGCGAGCCGAGCGACAAACGAAAAGCAAGAAGAGCAAUUGCCCGCAACUGAGACCAAAACUCCGCCAGCGAGUCCCAGACUCCUCUCCCUAGACGGCCAGGAGUCGUCGCCGCUGAAAAGGCGGCCCUAACCCCUGGAAGCCCCCUUAUUGGUCCGAAGCUAGUGGAGCACCAUGUGCGAGGUCUGCGCCGACUUCCAGAAUCUCCUGGAGCUGUACGAGGUGCGUGUGGCUAGCUCGGAUCUCAAGUUCCAGCUGCUGCUGAAAAGUGAAAUUGAAACCACUUUCAAUUACAUCCAGUCCUGGCCGCAGCGCCAGUGCAUGUGCCUGUAUAGGGACACCAAGAACUACGACCGCUUUAACCUAGUGGUGCAAUCGCUCAUCUGUUUGACAGUGCAGCAUCUAAAGCACAUCGAUCACCUAAUCGACAACUACAAGCGACUCACGGCCAGCGCCGCCCAGGUAGUAGCCCAGGCCCAACAGCAGCGGGAAGAGGCGGUAGCCCAAGCAGAAGGCAAGGACUCUUCACUUGCGUCAGAAGAAUCCAAGAAGGAGGAGCCAUCCGGGUCUCCCAGUGAGGAGGCCCAGGGCUCCGGCGAUGGGCCACCUAAAAAGCCGGUCGGCCCCUGCACUCCUCCUCCUCCGCCCGCACCCACAUCGCAGCACAAAUCCCACCUGCAGUACACCGAUGAGCCAUGGAUUUUACCCGAGGUGGAGAAACUUCUGGUGCUUGUCUCCAAGGUGUUUCUGUUAAACUUUCCGCUGUACAUCGCCCAUAAGCAUGGGAUGCACUCGCGACUAGAUGACCUGCAAGCUGAAGAGGCCCACCACUUGGCUCUUAUCUGCGAUCUGCACGACAACGAUCUGCCAAUAUACCUGCUUCGCAAUGUGAGCCUUUUCUGUAAUUCCGGCGGCUUUGGUGCCAUGUCAUUGUGUUUCGAGCACCCCGAUCUGCCGGUGUCCACCGCCCACUCGAUGACUGCCGCAGUCUCGAAUGUGAAACUGUGGCUGAAUUACCAUUGCAACACGCAGCUUUUUGUGCCGUUGCGCAGCCGCAUCCUGCAGUAUAUGUGCAAGCUGUCUGACCAGAGUCUAAGAUCCGCAGCUACUCGCGCCAUGGCAGACUUCGUGUGGUCCUCUAUGCGGGACCCGCUGGACGUGGCCGUUAACUUCGACACAGAAGGAUUGGCCCUAGCCUUUAAGUACUUUACAUCGACCACUUUGACCAUGCGACUAGCAGGCAUGGCCCAAAUCAACGCACACAUCAACCUAUUCAAUGAGAUCUGUACCACCGAGACGGUUAACGAAGUGGAGCUUUUCGGACAGCGCAUAGCGAACUGGUUGACUGAGAACCAUAUUGUGCAGCAUCUGUUUGGUCCCAAUCUGCACGUUGAGAUUGUUAAGCAGGCGCACGUGCUGCUCAACUUAUUGGCGGUAGAGAACCAAAUCUCCGAAGAGGAUAUCAAGCUAAUUUGGCAGGCCACCCAGCUAAAGCACUGCUCAAAAACGAUAUUUGACAUCCUGCCGUCGUUGGUGAAAAACCUUGCUCCACGUCCGGCCAUGCAUCUCUACUCACUGCUUUGCCGCAUGGAUCCCAAGGAGCACACUGAACAAAGCAUUUAUAUAGCGUCAGCGCUUACAAAACUGCUGUGGACUCGCGAUUGUUCGCGCAGCCAGAUGAACCUAAUGCAGGACCACCUACUAGGAUCCAAUGUCACUGCAUCCAGCUCCGACAGCGGCAGUAUUGAAGGGAGCAAUACAGAGGACGACCAUGUUGGCGCCGACGACAGCAGUAUCGCUAGCGGUGGAGGUGGCGGGGGUGUCGGCAACAAGAGCCCAAUCGAUGGAGUUACUCCAUGCAAACAGGCCCGGCACAGACGGCACAUCUGUGACCCCACCACUGAAAAGGGAAAGCAAAUAAAUGCAGAGGACAUGGCCAAAGUGGACAUGGUAAACAAUCGGAUCGUGAACAUUCUCGACAAUACAAGCAGCGAAGAAGAGCUGCAAUCGCGUGCCGCCCUGGAGCUACAACUGCACCGUAGCCGCAAGAAAAGCAAUAAGAGACGCCGCCAAAAGACCAAUAAGCAGAUCAUUCUGCCUCACGAACUGGUUGAGAUCUGGGACGGUGCCGAGGAUGUGCCCAGCAGUGACGAGGCGGAUGCCGACGGUGAUGGUGAUGGCGAGGGUGAACUUCUGGCUGAUAGUGAUGAGUGCAGCGAUGGAGCCACGAGUCAGUUAGUUCCCGCCGCCGUCCUGAAGCAUUUGCAGGGCGAGGGACCGUACAUCCGGGCCAUUGAGACCAACAUUAGCGAACUGCUCAGUGGCGCAGAGAACGAUGGUAGUUAUUCCUCUCCAAUGAGCAACAAAUCCGAAAAGAAUUUGGCUGACUUCGACGAUGAGGACGUGUCGCCUUGCGAAGAGGAGCUAGCCCAGUUAGUCAGUUCCCGCGCCAAUUGUCGCGAUGUUCCACCUGCAUUCGCUGCUGCUGCCGCUGCAAUGAUGGUGGCCCAGUCCGCCAUGGCUCUUCAAAAAUCCGGUGAGUCGAACGUGGCCGCUGCUGCAGCUGCCGUAGCCGCUGCUGCCGCGGCUACCGGCACUGCCCAACAAACGUUGGCGGCGAUGAAUCGCCAGGCCAGCGUUGCCGCAGCCGCCGCUGUGGUCGCCGCGGCCAAGGCAAAGUCGGACUCUGACGUGGAUUUGAUGGAGGUGGCCGCCGGCAAGCAGCACCAUUCCCCCAAAGCCAGUCAGGCCAGCUCUGCAUCGGGGGGUACACCGGUGCAGCCCUCCUUUAAGCUCAAUGAUGUCUGUCAGCCGGGAAACACACUGCUGUGGGAUCUACUCCAAGAUGACAAAAUUGGCCAACUGGGAGAAUCUCUGGCAUUAGAGGCCGAAAAGGCGCUGGCCACGCUUUUGUGCUUUAGCAUGGAUCGUCAACUGCGCACGAAAUUCAUCGAAGGCUGUUUGUAUAACGUGGCUAGUAACAGGAGUGUUAUUGUCAGUCUACGGCUGUUGCCCAAGCUGUUCGCCUCGUUCCAGCAGUUUCGACCCUCAGAUACACAUUCGAUGACGCUAUGGGCAGAGCGAAAUCACCGGAUGAUGCAGUGCUUUUUCAACAACAUACGCCACUAUGCGCGUCGCCAUGCGGAGAUACUGAUCACCCAAAAUGGAGACCAGCAGCAACAGCAGCUUGGCGGUCAACUUUACUCGCACAAGACACAAGUCUCUGUUCGGCUGCAGUUCCUAUCCUCGAUAUUCUCAACAGUUGGAUCUCCGAAAAGCUUCCGCUUAACGCUGGAGCAGUUGGACGCCCUUUGGGAAUGGCUGGCCCAUGAUCCGGAGUGCGCCGAUUGUUAUUUUUCAUGGCUUCAAGCACAAGCUAAGGGCGGAGAUCAGCAUGCCUUGGGAAUCGAAGCCCUACAGCAUUUAUAUCUAAAGAAACUCCCCGAGUUGCGACCCGAGGAGUUCUCUAUGGUCGCAUUGGGACUAUUCCAACAACUGUGCAGUUUUGCCCGCAUUGCCAUGGCCGAGUACGACAAGCACAGCGAGCAGAUCUCGGUAAGCGCCAGUGCUGUUGGCAUGUACCACCUGUGGAAGAUUGCACUGCGCGCCCAAAGCAACGAUGUCUCCCUAGCUGCUAUACAGUACAUCAACAUGUACUACAUGGGUCAACAAUUGCGGCUAGAGAAGGAAUUCGUUUCUCAGUGCAUGGAAAACCUGGUUCAAGCGGCAACGGCCCUAGAAAGCAUCGAUGACGAGACUGCAUUGAUGCGUGUGCAGCGUGGACUGCUUUUACUGAACACCCAUCUGGACACUUUUCGGCGUCGAUAUGCUUUCCACCUGCGCCGCUGGGCAAUUGAAGGCAAAGGCAUUGGAUCGCAUAGCAACCUGAAGAAUGAGGGAGCAGGUCCGCCCCUGCGAAUCGUACUACAGCAGGCAGGACUCUCGGAGAAAAGCCUGCUGCAAAUGCACGCUUGUGACCUUAUCGCUGACCUUAAGGCGGAGGUUUCCAAAUGGUGGGAGAGUCUUCAAACUGGAUUAGCUGCACCUGUGCUCGGUCUGCUUCUCAGCGAUGGACCGUUGCGCAUAAUCACCCAGGGACAGGAGUUGACCUCCGAUUACGAUGAGCGAAGUCUCGGAGAUGCUGGCUUCAAGGAUAAUCAGAUUGUAUACGUAUCGUUGGGAGGACGCGGUGCUCGGCGAAAAGAAUCCAAUUUGGAGCACCCGUCAAUGCUGCCGCCACCACCAAAGGAGUGUUUACCCACAGUGCUCCUUUUGCAACCCAAGUAUUUUGAGAAGUUGUUCUGCCUUAUGCAGACCUUAGGAGAUAUGCAACCACAAACGUCGACCACUAACCCUCAACACCACACCAAGGCUCAGUUGCUCUCUCGACGCGUAUGGGAUAUUCUUGCCAUGUUACCUACCAAUCCGCAUAUUCUGGACGCCUUCAAGGGUCUGGUCACGGAUCUUAGCGAAUUGGAGCAACUGGAUGCUGGCGGAGAGGAAGAACAGUUGGCUACCAAACGCAAGCAUAUAAAGCAAAAGUUUAAAGACCUUCUCGAUCCAAACAAUCUGCAAAAGUUCAUGUACUCCCUGCACAUUGUGGAGAGUCUGGCAUUAACCAGUUCUAGACGUGGCGAGACUAAUGGAAACAUCUCUAUGGGUCAUCCACCAGAGCAGGUACGAGUGAAGAAAUCCUCGAUGGGAAGACGGCGAAACAGCAACGAACAGCCGCCUCCUCCGCCGCCAGAGGCUAAGCAAGGGAAGGAGCAACUGUGUGAGCUGGAGGCACCACUGACCCCCACGCCUACUCCUGGACUGCAGGAUGUCGAGACGGAGGCCAGCAGUAGCAGCGGAGGCGAUAAAGAAAACCAACCGAAGCAGCACAGCAAACGCCAAAAGAAAAGCGAUGCUUUUGAUCAAGAAAAGGAACGUCCAGUGGGUUGCUCGACCCCACCGUCCCCAGCUCCACCUCCACCGCCACUCUCUGUAAUGGAUAGGGGUGACAACAAGUGGAGCGAGGCAUUCGUAAAAUGCGGUGGGCUCCGUCAUCUCUACGAGAUUUUCAGCGGUGGCCAACUACAAAAAAGCGCACAUCCCAAGGAACUGGCUUUGAAUGAGUGGCGCCACGAUUGCCUGGCUAGUCUGCUGCGCAUCCUCUGGCUAUUAGGUUUCGAGGAGCUGCAGUCGGCCGAUGCCCAUGUUCUUAUGUCACGUCCGCAUCCGUUUAUGCUACAGUUAAUGGAAGUUCCAGAGUGCCUGACUCGUCUCUCAUCUAUCCUCAAUGACGAAGUUCAUCAGCAGCAUCAGGCGUCAUCGGCCAACCCGCUGGUGUUCCCCUAUCAGUUCCAGCACCUACGCACUGGAUUUUGGGGCAGGGCGCAGCUCAUUCAGUUCGCCAUGAACAUCUUGGUGAGCUUUGUGCAUGCCUCGGAGGAAGCGAGAAGGUUACUCUGGGCCCAAUCAGAUACGGAUCACUGCCGCUGGCUGCAGAAGUUUAUCCUGGAAGAUCCAGAACCUGCUGUUCGACGUGAGAUUUGCGCUGGCCUUUAUCGCAUUUGCUUGGGAAACGCACACAGCUAUCGCCUCUUGUUGGCGCCACUGCUGCACAAGCUCAUCGCCCUGCUGCCAUUGGCAGAACAGAUGAGUUCGGGCACCCAGCCCACUCAGUUUCUGCUCUCCGAGGAAGGCAAGGAUCCGUACGGACCCGCCUGCAGGGAUUAUUUCUGGCUAUUGGCUAGAUUAGUCGACACUCUCUCCCCGGAAAUGGUGGCUGAGGAGCACAUUGAUAUUGAAAUGCUAUGCGAAAGCAUCUCGCAGAGUAUUCUCACUAGAGAGUAUUUCGAGCUGCGCCAUGGUUACCAGGAUGAUGGAUUGGUGGGUCUUCUGAACCUCAUGUCCAACCUGAUUAAGUACGACACCACCUUCAAGUACACCCCAAAGGCACUAUCCUUCAUUGAGCAACUGAUUGGGUUCCUUUUUGAUAUGCCCUCGCCGGCGGAUCGCCAGAAACCCAAGUGCAAAUCGGCAUCUUCUCGAGCGUCCGCUUACGAUCUGUUGGUUGAACUAUGCCGUGGAUGUGCCACAAACUACGGGUAUCUUCAUGGGCGUCUCUUGGCUCAACACAAAUCUGGACCCAAGCAGCCGUAUCCCUGGGACUAUUGGCCGAGAGAUGAAGGAAGGUCCGAGUGCGGUUACGUGGGACUGACUAAUUUGGGAGCUACUUGCUAUAUGGCUUCUUGCGUCCAGCACUUAUACAUGAUGCCUCAGGCGCGAGCGGCUGUUUUACGAGUUCCACCCACCGCUGCCCGUAAGCAUGGACCCACGCUCCUAGAGUUGCAACGUAUGUUUGCCUAUCUACUGGAAUCGGAACGGAAGUCUUACAACCCGCGUAGCUUUUGCCGGGUAUACCAGAUGGAUCACCAGCCACUAAACACAGGUGAGCAAAAGGAUAUGGCGGAGUUCUUCAUCGAUUUGGUAUCCAAACUUGAGGAUAUGACUCCCGAUUUGAAGCACCUGGUGAAGAGGCUCUUUUGUGGCUCUUUGAGCAACAAUGUAGUCUCUCUGGAUUGCGGUCAUGUUUCCCGGACCGCCGAGGACUUCUACACGGUGCGAUGCCAGGUGGCAGACAUGCGAAACCUGCAGGAAUCCCUAGACGAGGUUACCGUAAAAGAUACGCUAGAGGGCGAUAACAUGUACACCUGCUCACAGUGCGGUAAAAAAGUAAGAGCGGAGAAGCGGGCCUGCUUCAAGAAGCUACCGCAGAUUUUGUGUUUUAACACCAUGCGCUACACCUUCAACAUGGUCACCAUGCUUAAGGAGAAGGUUAACACUCACUUUUCAUUCCCUCUGCGACUGAACAUGAGUCACUAUGUGGAGAAGACCUUAAUGCCGCAGCAGUAUAAAGAGGAGCGAGAGAGACGUCAACGGGAGAACGAAGGAGCAGAUGCUGGAGGUGGUGAGAACGACAACGAAAAAGCGGAGGCCACUUUAGAUGCCGAUAUAGAGGAAUGCUACGAAUACGAACUAGUGGGUGUUACUGUCCACACAGGAACUGCUGAUGGCGGACACUACUACAGUUUUAUCAAGGAGCGCACGAAGACCAGUUACCAUCCCCACGAGCGCUGGUUCCUUUUUAACGAUGCCGAAGUGAAGCCUUUUGAUCCAUCACAGAUAGCUGCCGAAUGCUUCGGUGGGGAGAUGACGAGCAAAACCUACGACUCAGUGACGGAGAAAUAUUUGGACUUUAGCUUUGAGAAAACUAACUCCGCCUAUAUGCUGUUUUACGAGCGCCGAUUACCAGAGCAUCUGCAGCGUCGGCAUUCUGAGCUACUAGUUACACCUACGCCAAGUCCCACUGUGGAGGAGAAGUCCGAGACUGAGGAGCCCACUAAAAUGGAAACCAGCGCCAGCGAGAUAAAGGCAGAUGUAGAUAUUGAAGUAGAAGAUGAGGAGAAAGGCAAAGAGGAGCCUGCGAAGGCUGAGACUGAUUCCAAGGAGACCCCUAAGAAAGAAGAGGUUACGGAGCCCAAAACAAAGCAGGAUGAGUCUGAGAAAAAAGAAAAUGAUUCGCAAUCACUAAAAAGUGAAAGUAAAUCGGAAACGGAUAAAACGAACACGGAGAAGUCGAUCGAGAGCAAUGAGGAGAAACAGCCAACAGCCAAUUGUGAUAAUCAUAAGCCAAGCAACAAUAGCCACAACAAAGCAAGCAAUGAUCAACAGCCUUCCACGUCGAAGGCUGCUCAGAAGCUACAACUAUUUCGUCCGUUGUUGAACAAGGAGCUGGAGGAUUGGAUCUGGCAGGACAACCGACAGUUCCUGCAGGAUCGCAACAUCUUUGAGCACACUUAUUUCAACUUCAUGUGGCAGAUAUGCGGUCACAUACCCCAAUCCUUAAUAUCAGAAACGGACGUGACCUGCAUGGCAGCCAAAUUGUCAGUGUCGUUCUUUAUUGAGACUUUUAUUCAUGCUAAGGAAAAGCCCACAAUGGUGCCCUGGGUGGAGUUGCUGACGAAGCAGUUCAAUGCAAGCCAGGAGGCCUGCGAAUGGUUCCUGUCACACAUGUCAUUGGAGCCCUACUGGCCGGUGCAGGUGCUUAUCCAGUGUCCCAAUCAAAUGGUGCGUCAAAUGUUCCAGCGUUUGGUUAUCCAUGUCAUCCAGCAAUUACGCGCUUCUCAUGCGGAUCUGUAUCUGGAUGUGGAAACGGACGAGGAUGACAAGGAGUUAAUUGGCCAAGCCUCUUGCGUCACCCGAUUCAUUGGCUCCCUUAUCUCGCUCUUGGAGCACGGUGCCCGAGCCAAUCUGCGCCAUCUUUCCGAGUACUUUGGUCUACUUUGCGAGUUCUCUCGUAUGGGAGAUGAGGAAGCCAUGUACUUGCUGCGCAUAGGGAUACUCAAGAGCCUGGUGGACUUCUAUUUGGGACACAAGCAAACAGAUAGCAUAGAUAUAAGCUCUGACAACGAAGACAACUCUUCGGACGAGGCGCUGUCCGUGGAGAAGAUGCGUCCGGCCUCUCUGGACAAAAUGAUUGCUCUGUGUGCCAGCUUAGUUGAGAGAUCACGGGGACCCGACUUUCGACUGCGACUUUCGCCGAAAGACUUUACAGCUAUCGCCGGCGGCAAGGGUUUUCCAUUUUUGUACCAACAAAUAAAGGACGGCAUUAAUCCACACCAGACAAAGCAUUUAAUCCACGCCCUUUGUCGCUGGGAUGAGCGCCUGGCCACUCAGAUCAUCGGCAUGCUAUUCGCCUCUGUGACCAAGCACACAGAAUUGUGUGCGCCUUUCUUCAAGCUGCUCACUCUUCUCACCGAGACCCAGGGAGGCCCUGUGGGUCUGCCAUGUUUCACCCAGUUAAUCCUGCCGCGUAUGUGGGAUGCGGCAGAAUACUGUCCACAGUCCGUGCUCGACUGGCUCUCGUUACAGGCCACUAAGAACAAGAUCGCCCACGCCUGGAUUCUUCAAUCAGCUGAACAAUGGCUGGAGCAAUUCCUGCUAGCCCAUGAUAACACGCGUGUCCGGAACGCUGCCGCCCUUCUCCUGGUAGCACUAGUACCUUCACAGCCUUUCCGGGCCAACUUCCGCGCCCAUUCGCAACACAAGCUCCUGGCCCUUAACCCUCACAGCUAUCGGGACAUUAACAGCGAUGCACAGGUGGUGUUGCAUCAGGUAAUCACGCUGCUCUUGAGAAUGCUCCGUCCUGCGCGGGUCUAUGCGGACAUCGGGGCCCAUGGUACCACCAAGCUGACCGCCUACUUCAAUCUGCUCAGCUAUUGUAUGGUUUCAAAGACUGAAAAACUAAUGAUAGGUUCGUACAUGCGCUCUCUGUGGGAGCUGUUUCAUCCACGCCUCUCGGAGCCCAGUGUUCCGGCCCAUCACAAUAAGCAUGCGCUAUUAACCUUUUGGCACCACUCACUGGUAGACUGUCCGGAGAAUGCCGCCCAGGUGGCCAACUGCCCGGAGAUCACGCGGAACAUUGCAUUUAAUUAUAUACUGGCCGACCAUGAUGACGCGGAGAUAGUCACCUAUAACCGUUCCAUGCUGCCCGCCUACUACGGACUGCUCAGACUUUGCUGCGAGCAGAGCCGAGCCCUCACCCGCCAGUUGUCUCAGCACCAGAACCUCCAAUGGGCCUUCAAGAACAUCACACCCCAUCCCACACAGUACGCGGCCGCUGUGGACGAGCUUUUCAAGUUGAUGGCGCUAUUCGCCACCCGCCAUCCGGAUGCUAGUGAACAAGAAAAGCUCGAUGUGACCCAGUUUAGGAGGGCUGUGAUCGUGUCAUACACUAGUAGUCUUGACGCACGUGUCUCUUGGUCCACUCUAAUCAGUGCUCUUAAGAUUCUCGUGGACAAUGAGGAGGACCGCACCAUGGUGAUCUUCAACGGCGGCAUAGAGAUGUGCUUUGAGGCGCUGCACACGCUACAUUCCAUGCAUCACGAGGCUACCGCCUGUCAUGUGGCUGGUGAUCUGUUUGAUCUCUUGGGUGAGAUGUUACUGCUUCUAGCCACGUUGCGAACACGCACCGAUAGUCCAGCGCAAAAAAAGCAGCAGCAACAACAGCAGCAGCUGGAGCAGCAGUUGCAGUUGCAACAGCAACAGAUGUUGCAGAAACAGCAGCAGCAAUCACAAAGCCAAACUCAAACACCGCAGACGCCACAGCAGAAGGAGAAACAACUGCAGCAGCAGAUGCAGCAGCACCUGCAACUGCAGCAGUUGCAACAGAUGCAGUUCCAGCAACAGCAUUUCCUGCGUCAACAGCACCAACACUCGGCACUGGCCAAGGCACUGCCGGAUGCAGUAAAGCGGCUAACGACACUUCUUAACACUUUCAACUCGCCGGAGAUUAGUCGUAUGGCCUUGGAAGUGCUUAAGGAGUUGGUGCGCAACACGAGCCUGGAAACGAUUAGCAUUUUGGCGCCAAUCCUUAUCAAUUGUCAUCUGUCAGUCGCGAAUGCACCUAAUGCUAUUGGCCCCCUUGGACCAUACUUCCCACGUCGCGGUGCAAAGCAUACGCCUUGGCCUUUGGGGGCCAAAAACUCUCCCCGUCCACCACGCCCUAUGGUACAGAUGUGCAUCGCUCUGGCGGAGUUAACACCCCGUGGUCUAGAUGCAGACUACGACGUCCAAGUUGAGUCCUUCUACAGACCUUAUCAUGACUUCAUUGAUGUCAUGAUGCGAAUGUGUGUCAACACUGGAACUUUGAACGACACGUUGGUUAAGCUUCAAUGUUUGGUAGCCAUUGAGUCUACGCCACUGCACUUCAACUAUUUUCCCAAAUUCUGGGUGGGCAUCCACAACAAUGCACUGACGCACAAAUACGUUGAUCUUCUGGUGAAGAAUCAAUUGCUAGUGGAGUACCUUCACAAUGUCCUGAAGGAUGAGCGUAGCAUGUUAAAGGACGCCUGCGUACGCGAAUUCCUGGAGCUUUAUUACCACAAGGUUGCCGACCAGCUUCCGGUAGCACGUAUGAUCUACACGAUAAACUAUGGCAUGCACUCUAAGGACGACAUUGAUGAACUGUGCGGCGAUCUGUUCGCCAUCCGCAUCAUUGCCCAGGCGACUGGAGUCCCAGCCUCAGUGCGUAAAGAGCUGCGAGGAUCCCUGAGGGCACUUCAAAACAAGAGCGAAAGGUUUAGGAAGGAGUCGGAGCGUGAGCUUUUAUUAUAUACUCCAUUAUUCUCAGAUGCAUUUCCAAACAAGAAGUUGAAACGGGACUCCCAGAAGGAUAAGGAAAAGGAUCAAGGGCAGUCGGAUGGCGAGAAAGUCGUCUCAGUGGACACAGAUAAACCAGCAGAUGUUUCAAUGGAAUCUAGUGGUAACCCAGAAACAGUGGCAGACAGCACCAAACCACCUACUCCUGCCGGCAGCGAUGAUGAGCAGAUGGAGAAGACGUCAAUUCCUUCGUCGGAUGAUGAGACGGAGCUGGAGGAUGAACUGCAGCCGACUCCUAAGCGUAACAAGAAGGCGUCAAACAAAAAAACUGCCCAAGAUCGUCUCAACGAAGAGCGCGAAAAGCGUCUAAUUACGCUGAUUACCAUGGAAUCAUAUAUCCAGAGCAUUUUUGCCAUCCUCAAACGGGAUUCUGGUGUUCCCAAUACAGGGUCGACCAAGGAACCAAGUGAGGAGCCGUGUGGUGAGGCCUCUACAUCGGCGGCAGCAGCUGUAAAGUUAACCCGGCCCAAGGGAGCUUGUACUCCGCCCGAGCCGAUGCCCGAAACAACUGAUAAGCGGUGCAACAUGGAAACGGAGGCGGAGGAGCAAUCGCCAAAGGCGAGUCACACAAAUGGAAGCCAACCGACCGAGUCCCCGCCAGCGUCCACUAGUAGAGACACUGCCCCAGCGAAUCCGUCACCCGCCCCCUCAGCAGCCGUUGCAUCAACGUCCCAAGCAGCAAGUCCUACACAGAUUUAGUUGUCAUUCAACGAUUUGCUCAGCAUUUUGUUUUUCGGCAAGCCAAUGGACUGAUAAUGGGCCCCGGGGGCUGACCACGGCUGAGCUCCUAACCUGUAAGAAUUUUGUGGCCAAAGGUCAAUGUUAGGUACACGUAAACAACCCAAGGUUGGUGCUAAUGGUUGUCUUGGGGGUGAGCCUAGGCACACACACACACACAAAUCAGACUAAUGGCAAUUAAGAGCGACACAAGCUAUUAAGCUCCCAACUUGAUUUCCCUUUUCAGAAAAUAGAAACUGCUGGAACUUCUCUUAUCCGAGAACAACGAAAGUGGAAAGUGAAAACUGGUUAGGGGUCUCUAUUAGACUUAGUUAAGCUUAACAACAAAUAGCAAUGUAACACACACAUUCAAGCCCCGCACGCAACACCCCCAUAACAUACCCGACCGAACCACACACAUAUAUUCAAUAUAUAGAUAUAAAUGUAACUAAUUUAAGACUACCAAGCACGCAAUGUCCCCCACAGAGAAGAGAACCCGUAAAAGAUCCCCUUUCAUAUGGAUAGUUAAGGAACACGUUUAAACAAUCCAAUGGAAAAAUUUGUUAUGCCAAAAAGAAAAAUAAAAACAAAAAGAGCGGAAAAACAGUUGAAUUAGAGGCAGAAUUAAUACCACAAAUAAAAUGUUUAAACGAGAGCAGUUAAAGAAGAUCAAUAAAACGGCUUAUGAGACGCUAAUAUCUAUAUAUGUUGUAUUAGAUCGAUUAAGUAUCAUUUAUAAAACGAUGCUAAGAACAUUUGCUUACCUUCUUUUCUCGCCUUUUCCUACCCCCCAAAAUGCACCAUAAACACGAUACGUUAGAAAUGAACAGAUAUUAUUAUAUUAGAACUUAACGAAACAUUUUAAAUAUUGGAUGUGUUAAAAUAUUUCAUAAUCAUUUUCAAUGUAAAUCGCAUAACGCAAACCAAUCGAACAGUUUUUAGUUUACAUCCGAUAAGGAUAAAAUGUAAUGUUUAGGACGUAAGGAGUGUAGAGAUUUUUCGUCCCAGGUGAAACACAAUGGGACAAAAAUGGUAAAAUUAAAUAAAGAAACUGGCCAGCCCUGAUAAGGGUCGCGUAUAUGGAUAGUUCUAAGAAAUCACACACAAAAAACAUAAGCGAUCGAUAUCCACACAAUGUAAUGUUGAAAAACAACACAAAACCCAAAACCUAAAUCACACCCAAACAAAUCAUGAGAAUAAUAAGUUUAAAUGAUAUGUAA